This is a messenger RNA of Leptosia nina, 351 nucleotides long. The record is from the annotation of a GenBank genome assembly. Lineage: Eukaryota; Metazoa; Arthropoda; Insecta; Lepidoptera; Pieridae.
AUGAGUGAAUUAGUUUGGGGUAUCAAGAACGGCGAUAUCGAUCAAGUUAAAGAUAUCGUCGAGAAGCAUAAAAUUGAUGUCAACGCACGUAUUGAUGGAAGAGUUCCUUUGCAUUACGCCGCAGAUUACGGUCAAACAGCGGUCCUUAAUUAUUUAUUAGAUAAAGGUGCUGACCCCAAUGUUGUAGAUAAGCAUGGAAUAUCUGUAAUCUUAGCAGCUAUUUGGGAAGGCCAUACAGAUUGUGUGAAAACAUUGCUGAAACAUGGUGCAUCCAAAAGCGGUAAAGCACCAGAUGGUACACCAUACAUUGAAGCAGCUGAAAAGGAUGAAAUCAAAGAGCUUUUGACAUAA